This is a messenger RNA of Oryza sativa Japonica Group (Japanese rice), 1151 nucleotides long. RefSeq lists its product as uncharacterized. NCBI's taxonomy places the organism in Eukaryota, Viridiplantae, Streptophyta, Magnoliopsida, Poales, Poaceae. The record is from RefSeq and is a predicted model, not a curated record.
CCUUCUCCAUCGUCUCGUCUUGGUAGGUGGUGGAUGGCCGGCGCGGGGAUCGACCGCGUGACGGCGUGAGGUGCGGCGGCGGCGGCGGCCAUGGCGCUCGCGCAGGGCACCGGCGACUUCUCCGUGGUGGUGCUGGGCUCCGACUUCGCGGUCGACGCCGGCGCCGUGCUCCUCAACCCGGCCGACCGGGAGGAGUGGCACGACUGCCUCCCCGACCUCUCCGCGCCCGCCGACGGCGAGGACUUCUCCGACCUCGAAGAGCUCCAGGUCGUCCGCGUCCAGGGCACCGACAGGGCCGGGAGGCGCAUCGUCCGCGUCGUCGGCAGGUUCUUCCCUGCUCCUGUCAUAGGUGGUGAUCGUCUGAAGAAGUAUGUUCUUCACAAGCUGCGCACCGAAUUGCCAGAGGGGCCAUUCUGCCUUUUGUACAUGCACAGCACUGUGCAGUCAGAUGAUAACAACCCUGGUAUGUCAAUCUUGAGGGGGGUCUAUGAAGAUCUUCCACCUGAAUACAAGGAGAGACUGCAGAUCUUAUACUUCUUGCAUCCUGGGCUUCGCUCUAGGUUGGCCAUCGCCACGCUUGGCAGGCUCUUUUUAAGUGGAGGUUUGUAUUGGAAAAUCAAGUAUGUUAGUCGGCUGGAGUAUCUUUGGGGGGACAUCAGAAAGGGGGAAGUUGAAAUUCCAGAUUUCGUGAUUGAUCAUGAUAAGAUUCUUGAGCACCGACCACUGACAGACUAUGGCAUAGAACCAGAUCCUCUGCAUCUUGCUGAUAUGCCUGCUGUGGGGUACUCGCUCGGAAGGUAUGAAGACAAAUGGUCUCCUGAAGAUCGAUGGUAUUCUCGCAAUUACAUGUGAGAAUUUGAUAGCUUGAUGGUAUUCUCGCAAUUUGAUAGCCGAAGCAUUCAAGAUUCAUGUAUAUAUAAUAAAACUGUAUGGUAAUGUUGUGUGAUUGUCAGUUUGUUGGGAAUUCAUAUAGGGCUGCUUCGGCAUCGUAGGGUAUAUAUUGCAUGCAAAAGGCAUACAUUUCAAUUUCCCAAUUUAAUCUCCGUCGAACACUAUGCCCAGUCGAACACUAUGCCUAAUGUUGUUUGACAGUCGACAUAUAGUGAUUGAGAACUGUAAGCGUAAUUACAUCUUAUGUCUUUUAUGUUUUC